Diaporthe amygdali is the source of this 1716-nucleotide messenger RNA. RefSeq lists its product as uncharacterized. Gene Ontology annotation, biological process: nuclear envelope organization. Gene Ontology annotation, cellular component: nuclear envelope; meiotic nuclear membrane microtubule tethering complex. The record is from RefSeq and is a predicted model, not a curated record. Gene Ontology annotation, molecular function: protein-membrane adaptor activity. The coding region runs from base 1 to 1716 and encodes 571 amino acids. The transcript has a single exon. NCBI's taxonomy places the organism in Eukaryota, Fungi, Ascomycota, Sordariomycetes, Diaporthales, Diaporthaceae.
AUGUGGGGGCUGUUGAUCAUCAUCUGCUGGUUCUUCUUGAUCCUUCUCGAACUUUAUGUGCCCGUCACUCGAUGGGAAGGUAUCGAAGUCGGCAAAACUUAUCAGUACCACGGCAACUCUCUUGUGGGAUGGAGACAGAACAUCCUGCAGUUCGUGCCGUGGAUAGUGUUGCACCCUUUCGCUGUAUUGACCGGCAACCUCGAUUACGCAGACUACCGCAACACUCUACACUGGGUGACUAUAAACCAAAGCCACAAUGAGCACAACUUGAAUACACUCGCACAGGCCGUUGGGCAAUUGCGCAAGAUUCUUCCAGAGCUCAUCAAAGUCGAUGCAGACAUCGCGACUUCUGAGUGGAAGGUACAGGACGAGUUCUGGCAUGCCUUAAACGAGGAGAUGAAAAAGGGAGGCUUGAUGUGGUAUCUGCUGAGCGUUCAUAAAGACAGCAAUGGCUCUUAUGCCAUCUCUGACACGCACUGGGAUGCCAUCAAGCAGCGAAUACAGAACGAAGAUCCUCUCGCAAUGAGCAACGAGGUUAUGAGCUAUGUGGACACGUCUGUUUCCAAAUCCUUCCACGAUUGGCUUACGAAGAACGCGGACGCGGUGCGGAAAGCGCAAGGCGCGGUAAAGGGCGAACCGAGUUCCUCCUACACAGAUCUCUACGGUGAUGGCGACAAGGCAGUCGCUGCGCGCCUCAAAGAACUUGGCCUGGAAGAGCGGGUCAUUACCAGAGAAGAGUUUCUAUCCAAGAUUCAAGAACUCCGCGAUCGUGACGCCAAUGUUCAGGACCAAAUGAAGGUUAUGAAUGACAAGCUUGGACAGGCACUCGGUAUUGCCAUGGAGGCCAAGAAUUCUGCCCAACUCCCGCCAGGGCUGAGCCGCGCCGAGGUCGAUGCUAUUGUUGCUGAAACAGUCCGCCGAACCGUUGCAGAAGCCCAACUGGAAGCUUUAGCCAAGGGCUCUAUCAAGUCUCACCUCAAUAGCAAUCUCCUCGCGCAGAAGAACUACUUUAGUACUAUUCGAGGAGCUCUUGUCGAUCCGCGCCUGACUUCAGAUACAUUCGAUUGGAGAAUUCUGAGGGAUGCCAAGCAGCAGGGCGAGUCUAAGAUUAGAUUUUUCAGCUUGGGGUCUUCAAAGAACGACAAGGAGCACCCGGUUUUCCGCCGUGGAGGGAAGUACAGCGGCCUCCCUUUUGCUCCAUCCUUUGCGCUGGAAAAGUGGGAAGAGGACGGAGAGUGUUGGUGCGGUGGACAUAAGGAUGACACGCACGUUGUAGAUCUGUCCAUCUUCACUGCCGCGUCCGUCGUACCGCAAUACCUUGUUGUCGAGCACAUCGACCGCGGCUCUACGUUUGACUGGGAAUCCAUGCCCAAGGAACUCGAAUUCUGGAUCAAGGCCCCAGAAGACAGUACGCAGCGCAAGCUGACUGCUUGGAGCAAGAAGCAUUGGGGCGAUGCCUUUGCCGGGCCGGGAUGGACACUCGCAGAGAAGGGUUUCGUCAAGGUCGGUCAAUUCGACUUCGACUCUGGAGUGGGGAAGGGCGAGAGCCAGGUGUUCAAGUUGCCCAAUGAACUGGUGGACUAUGGAAUCCGAACUGAACAGGUGCUGGUGCGCGCGAAGAGCAACUACGGAGCAGACGAUCAUACUUGUUUCUACCGGCUGCGCCUCUUUGGCCUCGAGCCAGGCGAGGACAAGCACGACGAAGCCUCUGACUAG